Messenger RNA from Odontomachus brunneus, 641 nucleotides. RefSeq names its product 39S ribosomal protein L20, mitochondrial (gene mRpL20). Lineage: Eukaryota; Metazoa; Arthropoda; Insecta; Hymenoptera; Formicidae. The record is from RefSeq and is a predicted model, not a curated record. The transcript has 3 exons. Gene Ontology annotation, cellular component: ribosome. Gene Ontology annotation, biological process: translation; ribosomal large subunit assembly. The coding region runs from base 165 to 611 and encodes 148 amino acids. Gene Ontology annotation, molecular function: structural constituent of ribosome; rRNA binding.
AGAGUCUACGCGCCAUAUAGUAGUAUUAUAUAUAUGGCGUAAUCAGACUGAUUUAACCUCUAUAUGUUAAUUUGAACGUGAUAUACUCUCUGAUUACACUCACUUAACGCAAAAUUACGAAUUUUACGAGUUUAUUUAAUUGAUCGAAUUAAUUAAGGUGAAGUAUGGUAUUCUUAUCGUUAUCUUUAUUAGGAAGAAAUCGAGGGCCCGAUGAAUUCUGGCGCAAACGCAAAAUAUUCAUGCUCGCCGCACAUCACAUGGGCAGAAGAAGAAAUUGCUACAGCAUUGCUAUCAGGAGUGUACAUAGGGCUCUACAAUAUUGCACAUUAGGCAGAAAAAUAAAGAAGCAGGAUAUGAAAGAGUUGCGGGAACAGAGAAUAGGAGCUGCUACAGCUGAACAUGGCAUAAAUAUGAAUAUUCUUAAAGAAGGUUUAACUAGAUGUAAUAUUUUGCUGAAUCGAAAGGUAUUAGCUGACUUAGCAAUCUGGGAACCACGUUCUUUCAAAUCUUUAACUGAUAUUGCUUGUGCUAGAGCAAAACAAGAUCAUUUUACAGCAACCUCAAAUAUUGAAACACCAAAGAAUGUCUUUGUAAGAGGAUUGAUUAAAUAAACUUGCACAGGAAUUGCAUGUAGUAACAGA